AUGUGUGGUACCGAUGACGAUGAGGAUCGAGAUCUCGUUACACGACUCGUGUCGACCGAGGAUCUGUCCCGUGGAUACACUGCUUUCCCUCCCCGACAGCAAGGUCCCCCGCCCCAGCAUUUUCAGUCAUUGAUUGAAGAGCUAUCGGCGAAGGACCGUGCCGUCGAGACAGCCACCAGGAGGUUUGUGUUCCGUGAUGGUGCAAUAACUGCUCUCAGGUCUCUGGCUACUACGAGUACUUUGAUCCCGACUAGGACCGAAGCCUUGUUGGCUUUCAUAUGGAAGUCCACUAUAGCAGCUGCAACGGCUUCGAGUUCCUCGAAGCCGUUGUGCCUCACUCAGGCAGUCGACCUCAGGCCGAGAAUGAAGAAGAAGAAGACGACGAAGAAUACCGAUCUUCGUACUAAGGAGGAGGAUGACCGUGUUCCUGAUGACGAGUUAUUACUUUCUCGACACUCCAUUGGAAACCUCUUCUCCAUGGCGGCCUCGUUCUGCAACGAGCCCGACUCGGGCUUCGGUACUACCACUUCUGAUCUGGCGCGACUUCUGAGGGAAGCGGUGGCGAGAGCCACGGAUGACAUGCAUCUUGAUAUCCUCUCGUCACAGAAAGGCUCUGAUGCCAUGGUUGAAGGACUCGGAAUAGGUGUACCGACCUUGAUGUGCUCGAGCUGGAUCCGGUUCGGGUUUAGUGACAUCGAUUUCGGGUGGGGGAAACCGGUUUGGAGUGGUGUUGUUGGAGAAGCCCACGGGGAUAACACUGCUCCCGGGAACUUGAUUAUCCUCAAGGAAUUAGCACCAAAGAAGGAAGAGAACUACAACAACAACAAUUAUGACAAUAGUGGCAUCGAGGCAUGGAUAAGGAUGGAUCACAAACUCAUGGCUGCUCUUGAAAAAGAUCCUGAGUUCCUGGAAUUUGUUGCUCCCAAUCCUCCUAUUCUUUACUGA
Messenger RNA from Linum tenue, 945 nucleotides. The record is from the annotation of a GenBank genome assembly. Lineage: Eukaryota; Viridiplantae; Streptophyta; Magnoliopsida; Malpighiales; Linaceae.